Messenger RNA from Colletotrichum phormii, 1429 nucleotides. RefSeq names its product S-adenosyl-L-methionine-dependent methyltransferase. The transcript is spliced from 7 exons. NCBI's taxonomy places the organism in Eukaryota, Fungi, Ascomycota, Sordariomycetes, Glomerellales, Glomerellaceae. Gene Ontology annotation, molecular function: O-methyltransferase activity. The record is from RefSeq and is a predicted model, not a curated record. The coding region runs from base 1 to 1152 and encodes 383 amino acids.
AUGGCUGAAGAUCUUGACCUGUCCCUUGCUACCCGCCCAAGCGACUACACGGCUAAGAAGCUAGUCGAAGGAGAUGAGGAGACACGCCAUGAGUUGGUCAUCAAGACCCGCAGCCUUCUUAAGUCCCUCCAAACACCACGUGAGCAAAUGGUGCAGCACACGUGGGCGGACCCUGGACUGAAUGCAGCUUUGAUCACUGGAGUUGACACUGGGCUAUGGAAUCUCAUGGCCAAGAAUGGUGUGGCUCAACCCCAGAAAGUUGACAAUCUGGCCGAGACUCCCGGAAUCGAUCCUAUGCUUCUUGGACGUCUUUUGCGUCACGUCUGCGCAAUGGGUCAUCUGAAGGAGACGGCGCAGGACGAGUACUUACUAACCAACUUCACCAAGUCAUUGGCCCUGGAUGUCAUCGGCGAUGGCUACGUUGCCCUAAUUGGUGGCAUUGGUCGAAGCCCAAUCAAGUUCUCCAAGUUUCUCCGGGAGACCAACUGGCAGAACCCUACUGAUGCUGCGCGCACAGCUAUGCACGCGUCUUAUCAGACAGAUGCACCAAACUGCUUCGAGUACCUACGUUCCAUAGGACUGGGCCCUCACACGAAUCAUCACAUGGGUGGCUAUAGACAAGGACGAGUGCCCUGGAUGCAUCCUUCGUUGUAUCCUGUCGAGAAGACCCUAUUCCAAGAAGCGGAUAGCUCACCUGAUUCACCACUUCUGGUGGACGUGGCCGGUGGCCUUGGCCAUGACAUUGAUGAGUUCAAAAAGAUGUAUCCGACUCACCAGGCCAUCGAACUCAAGGGCCACGACUUUUUGACUGAGCAGCCAGUCAAGGGCGCAAAGGGCUACUUCAUGCACUCGAUCAUGCAUGACUGGCCAGAUGAUGUGUGCAAGGAGAUUCUGGCGCCCCUCGCAGAAGCAAUGAAGCCUGGAUACAGCAAGCUAUUGAUCUUUGAGGUGGUCAUUCCUCGUACGGGUGCUUACUGGGAGGCCACAGCCGGCGACAUCCUGAUGAUGACCCAGCUUUCGGCAUUAGAACGUACCGAAGACCGCUGGCACAAACUGAUUGAGAAGAGCGGGCUGAACUUGAGGAUCGUCGAGUUCUGGAAGUGCGGCCAGUCGGAUGUUGAGAAUCUCAUCGAGUGCGAGUUGGUAGUUUAGGAAAGGGACUUGAGACCAAGCGGGCGAUUGGCCCUUUUAUGAAAACAUCGAAUUUUAGCCAAAAUCGACACUGUGAAUUUUCUCUUACGGCCAUGAGAUCUUUCAUUGAUCUCAUCUUUGCCAUGAAAUAAACUCGUAGAAUCUACCAACAUCAUGUGUACAUUAUCACACAUUCAUAUCGUGUCAAGGGAUAUCAUUUUAGUCUUGGAAUGAAUUGUAAUUGAAAACGCCACACUGAAAAAUCAAAAGCUAUGAAUUAGGAUAAAGUUGAGAGCCA